Stegastes partitus (bicolor damselfish) is the source of this 1189-nucleotide messenger RNA. RefSeq names its product GPN-loop GTPase 1 (gene gpn1). The record is from RefSeq and is a predicted model, not a curated record. The transcript has 13 exons. Gene Ontology annotation, molecular function: GTPase activity; ATP hydrolysis activity. NCBI's taxonomy places the organism in Eukaryota, Metazoa, Chordata, Actinopteri, Pomacentridae. Bases 23 to 1189 code for a protein of 388 amino acids.
GGUUGUCAUAACGUCAAGCAACAUGGCGGCUGCGGCGCAGAGUCCCGAUGCUGAGGCGGUUUUACCGGAGAGCUCCGCGGCUGGAGGGGACGGAGCAGCACCGGCGGCCGCUGCCCGGGACAAGCCGGUGUGUCUGAUCGUGCUGGGCAUGGCGGGCUCCGGGAAAACCACCUUCGUCCAGCGGCUGACGGCUCACCUUCACACUCACAAAGCUCCUCCGUACGUCAUCAACCUGGACCCGGCCGUGCAUGAGGUCCCCUUCCCUGCUAACAUCGACAUCAGGGACACGGUGAACUACAAGGAGGUGAUGAAGCAGUACGGACUCGGACCCAACGGCGGCAUCGUGACGUCGCUCAACCUGUUCGCGACUCGCUUCGACCAGGUGAUGCAGUUCAUCGAGAAGAAGCAGCAGAAUCACCGGUACGUUCUGAUCGACACCCCGGGUCAGAUCGAGGUGUUCACCUGGUCGGCGUCCGGAACCAUCAUCACGGAGGCGCUGGCGUCGUCCUUCCCGUGUGUGGUGAUCUACGUGAUGGACACGUCUCGCAGCGUCAGCCCCGUCACCUUCAUGUCCAACAUGCUGUACGCCUGCAGUAUCCUCUACAAGACCAGGCUGCCGUUCAUCGUGGUCAUGAACAAGACCGAUAUAAUCGAUCACAGCUUCGCCGUCGAGUGGAUGCAGGACUUUGAGGUUUUCCAGGACGCUCUGAACCAGGAAACCUCGUAUGUGAGCAACCUGACCCGAUCCAUGAGCCUGGUCCUGGACGAGUUCUACACCAACCUGAGGGUGGUGGGCGUGUCCGCGGUGACCGGAAGUGGACUGGACCAGCUGUUCGCUCAGGUGGAGGACGCUGCCGAGGAGUACGACAGAGAAUACAGACCAGAGUAUGAGAGACUCCGCAGACAGCUGACGGAGGCUCAGAGCAGGAAGCAGCAGCAGCAGCUGGAGCGCCUGAGGAAGGACCUGGGAGCUGUCGACAUGACGCCGACGCCGCCCGCCGAGGAAGCUGACAUCGCCGGGCCCAGUGACCUCAUCAUGACACGUGGUAACCCUGACGACGGCGAGGAGGAGGAAGACGACAGCGACACGGACGACAUCGACCACAGCGUGCGGCGGGUCCAGCUGCCGGCCCAUAGGUGGCGCUGUGCCGCUCUCUGCUCGCUCAGCGUGUGGACGGACUCGGUCUGA